AGGAAGUUAAAAAUAAACCUAGCGUAUAGUUGGGAUUAGGAGUAACUUAAAUAUAUAUAUAAUGAUUAUAUUUUGUGAUAAAGUCAAAUUUUAGGAAGUGGGGGACAGGCAACAAUUACAAAUAAGAUUUAAAACUAUUAAAUAUGUGAUCAGUUUAAUGUGCAGGAGACUUUGCCUCAUAAAAAACAUAUUUUACAGUUAAUUUUAUCAUGCAUGUAUACACUUUAUUUCCUGGGGGGUGCAAACGGUACCGAUUCGGUGGAAUGACUGUUGAAGAGACAUCUCAGUUUUGUGCUGUAGGUGACAAAACAAAUAUGAUGUGUUCAAUUUUGUGUUGGCAAUAUCCUGCUGGAUGAUGAAAAAAUGAGAUGCGGGCCACAAAUGUUUCCGUGUCUGUAUAACAUGUUUUAAAUGUAUGCAUACAUUUAAAACGUGUUUUAGGAAGUCAAAAAGGCCCAAAAAUAAAUAUGAGGAGCCAGAAAAACAGUGAUAAAAUAUGCAACAGUAUCUAAUCAUGAAAUAAAUCAAUGUAAGAGUCUGGUGCACAGUGAUGUCACCAGGAAUGGGCGUGUCCUGUAAAGCCUCUUAUUUGCUUAAUGGCUUUACACUGCAAGGAAUUUAGCGAAUCCACACUGAAAAUAGGCUUAAUUUGGACUUUAAAAAAAAAAAAUUCAACCUCCUGCUAGUUUAUUGCUAUGUAUGAAAUAUUAUCAAAAUGUAGAGUCUAUAUGUUCAAGUGAAAUAUUUAUUUGUAUAUAUUUUUUUCAUUUGUAAAUAAUGUGUGUUGAUGUGGACUCCCCGCCUCUCCAAGUCAUGCUGACUUUUCCUUCUUCUUCCCAGUGCUUGUUUUGCUCUUUGCACUGCAGCCCGCCUGAGCUCUGCCCCACAUUCGCUGCUGCGUCAGAGCUGGGAUAGACAUGUAGCUGUGUGUGUGUGGGAAUGUGUGUGUGCGUAUGUGUGUGUGCGUGCAUGCUAUAGGGGGGGCUCUCCUGGAAAACAUGGACUUCAAAUCUGAGCUGCUCAAGUCCAUCUGGUACGCCUUCACCUCGCUGGACGUGGAGAAGUGUGGAAAAGUGUCCAAAUCCCAGCUGAAGGUGUUGUCUCACAACUUGUACACGGUGCUGAACAUCCCCCAUGACCCCGUGACCCUGGAAGAGCACUUCCAAGACGACGAUGACGGCCCCGUGUCCAAUCAUGGCUACAUGCCCUACCUCAAUAAAUACAUCCUGGAUAAGGUGAAAGAGGGGAUGUUUGACAAGGAGAAGUUUGACGACCUGUGCUGGAUGAUGACCAGGAAGAAGAACUACAAGGGUCCACCAGAUGGGGCGCUGCUCUCGGAGAGGAACCGCUUCAAGCUCUUCUGCUUAUUUAACCUCCUGUCAGACGACCGCUACCCGCUGGUGAUGAUCCCAGACGAGGUGGAGUAUCUGCUCAAGAAAAUAAGCACAGCCAUGAGCCAGGAGUGGGACGGGAAGCCGCUUGAGGACCUCACGUCCCAGAACCCGGCCGUGCACGAGGAGGGCUUGUCCGUGUGGAACUUCCUGGAGCACAUGGACGCCGGCCGGCUGCUUCGGGUCACCAGCGCCGAGGCCUUCAGUCUGGCCUUAAAUGAGGUCUUCCUGGAGAUGUACCACAACGUCCUGAAGAGGGGCUACAUGUGGAAAAAGGGACACGUGCGGCGCAACUGGACGGAGCGCUGGUUUGUGCUAAAGCCGUCGUCCAUGGCGUACUACGUCAGCGAGGACCUGAAGGACAAGAAGGGCGAGAUCAAGCUGGACAAGACCUGCGUCAUUGAGCCAAUUCCAGACCGAGAGGGAAAACGUUGUUUGUUUUGUGUGAAAACCCACAACAAAACCUACGAGAUGAGCGCCUCAGACCAGAGACAGAAGGUGGAGUGGAUCCAAGCUAUCCAGACGGCCCUGCGCCUCCAAAGCGAGGCCAAAUCGUCGCUCCACUGGGAGCUUAAGGCCAAGAGGCGGGUCCAGCGGGAGCACAGCCAACGGGAGCGCAGCCACAGUGCCCGCAGCAGCUGCAGCAGCCAAUCGGAGGACUCCAACACGCAGGAAAUGGAGAGGGUGGAACGGGAUAAGGACCGUCAGGAUCUAGAGAUAGAGAGCAUCAUACAGCACGCACGCGAACUAGAGACCCGGCGGAGGGAGUCGGACGAGAGGGAGAGGAGGAAGCAGAGGGAGGUGCAGAUGGAGCUGGAGAGACAACUCAAAGAGGCCCAGAUGAUGAGAGAGAGCAUGAGAGCAGAGAUGCAGGAGCGAGCUAAGGAGGCCGAGCAGCAGCGGCAAAGAAUCCAAGAGCUCGAAUUGACCCAGAGGAAACUGGAGGCUGCGCUCAACAUGGAGAUCCAGGCGCGAAUGGAGGAGGAGAGGGCCCGGCAAGAGCUGGAGAGGCUGCUCCAAGCUGAGGAGGAAAAGAAGCAGCAGUUCCAGCUCCUCCAAGAGCAGCAGAGGGUCUUGCAGAGAUUCAGCCCCGUGGAGGACGGGGUCCCCGAUGACGAUUUGGACCACCACGCCCCCUCCGCCCUGCACUCGGCCUCCCAAGAGCUCCAGGAUCUGCGGGCGUCCCGUCAGAGGAGCCACCAGCACCUGGAGGAAGUCCAGGAAAAGCUGAGGAACGCCAGCCAACAUGUUCGUCACUGGAAUGUCCAACUGAACCGCCUGAUGAAGCCCAUCACCCCUGGAGAACGUUUAGAAAAUCGUCUCUCCUCGAAACACACGUGUCCCAAAAAGGAAGGCGCUCUGGCCAGCAACGAGUUCAUCUCCAAGUUCAAGAUCAGAGCCGGCCCGAAUCGCCAGACGCCCGAGUACGACGAGACGCUGGAGGAGCAAAUAGAGGCGGCCAACCUGUCAAAUGAUUCAGACGACACGCCGGAAGAAUCCAAUGGAUCGAUAUGAUUUCCAAUUGUCAGAUAUUUACUGAAAUAAACAUUGUGUGGUAUUUAUAGUGACAUACAGUGUGUGACGUCACCAUUACAAUGAACACAUUUGACAAAUUUGAUCUAUUACUUUUUUUUCAUAAUAAAAUGUACGGUUAAUUAUUA
Molecule: messenger RNA, 3052 nt
Organism: Nerophis lumbriciformis (worm pipefish)
Lineage: Eukaryota; Metazoa; Chordata; Actinopteri; Syngnathiformes; Syngnathidae
Product: differentially expressed in FDCP 6 homolog
Cellular component (GO): cytoplasm; nucleus
Source: RefSeq, a predicted model, not a curated record